AGCAGUGUUCAAGAUGACGACUUCAUGGAGUGACCGUCUGCAGAACUAUGCCGACCUGCCAGCCAACAUAGACGGUGUGGCCAUGAAAAAGUAUCGACGAGAGGCUCACCAGAGCUUUCCAAGGGAUCUGGCCCAAAAACAUCCUGCAACAAGAGUGUUUGUCAACCGAAGCUUGGCCAUGGAGAAGAUCAAGUGUUUUGGUUUUGAUAUGGAUUACACUCUGGCAGUGUAUAAAUCUCCUGAGUAUGAGUCGCUGGGCUUCGACUUGACGGUGGAGCGCCUGGUGUCCAUUGGAUAUCCACAAGAGCUGCUCAACUUUGUCUACGACCCCUCCUUCCCCACCAGAGGUCUGGUGUUUGAUGCGAUGUAUGGCAACCUGCUCAAAGUGGAUGCAUAUGGGAACAUCCUGGUGUGUGUACACGGAUUCAACUUCUUGAGGGGACCUGACAUCAGAGAGCUGUACCCCAACAAGUUUAUUCAGCGUGGAGACACAGACCGCUUCUACAUCCUCAACACACUCUUCAACCUACCUGAAACCUACCUGUUUGCUUGCUUGGUUGAUUUCUUCAGUAACUGCUCCAGAUACACAAGUUGUGACACUGGCUUCAAAGAUGGCGACCUUUUCAUGUCCUAUAAGAGCAUGUUCCAGGAUGUCCGAGACAGCGUGGACUGGGUUCAUUUAAAGGGGUCCUUAAAAGAAAAAACUGUUGAAAACCUGGAGAAGUAUGUGGUAAAGGAUCCGAAGCUUCCUCUUCUCCUCAGUCGCAUGAACGAAGUAGCCAAAGUGUUUUUGGCCACUAACAGUGACUACAAAUACACAGAGAAAAUUAUGACCUACCUGUUUGACUUUGGCCACGGCCCAAAGCCGAACACGCCUCACCGGCCCUGGAAGUCCUACUUUGACCUGAUCCUGGUGGACGCCCGCAAGCCUGUGUUCUUUGGAGAGGGAACAGUGCUGCGGCAGGUUGACACUACCACAGGUCGGCUGAAGAUCGGCACAUACACUGGACCUCUGCAGCAUGGCAUUGUUUAUUCAGGAGGUUCUUCAGACAUUGUGUGUGACCUGCUGGGUGCUAAAGGAAAGGACAUCAUCUAUAUUGGAGACCACAUUUUUGGUGACAUCCUCAAAUCCAAGAAGCGCCAGGGCUGGAGGACUUUCUUGGUGAUCCCUGAGCUGGCCCAGGAGUUGCACGUGUGGACUGACAAGAGCUCUAUAUUUGAGGAACUUCAGUCGCUGGAAUGCUUCCUCGCUGAGCUUUACAAGCACCUGGACAGCAGCAGCAAUGAGAGGCCUGACAUCAGCUCACUGCAGAGACGGAUUAAGAAAGUGACCCACGACAUGGACAUGUGCUACGGCAUGACGGGCAGUCUGUUCCGCAGUGGAUCCCGACAGACGCUGUUUGCCUCCCAGGUGAUGCGCUACGCUGACCUGUACGCCGCCUCCUUCAUCAACCUGCUCUACUACCCCUUCAGCUAUCUGUUCCGAGCUGCACAUGUGCAGAUGCCUCACGAGUCAACAGUGGAGCACGCCCAAGUCCGCAUCAUUGACACCGAGUCGCCGCUGGCAACACGAAACCGCCACGACGUCGACCUCGAGAUGGAGUGCAAACGGCACCAGCUGACUCGAUCCGUCAGCGAGAUCCAGCCCCCCCACUUCUUCCCUCACGCUCCGCAGGAGAUCACUCACUGCCAUGAUGAAGAUGAUGAUGAGGAGGAGGAGGAGGAAGAGGAAGAGGAGGAGGAGGAGGAGGAGGAGUAGAGGGAGUCACAUCCAAUACAUCCUGUUUCCCUGAGUCUGGUCUCCAGACACAAAGGUUCCGACUACCAUACGCAGGACAGGAGUUUUGGAUUUCUGCAAGAAACACGCGCUGCAAGCAGUUGGUGGCUGCGAUAAAACAAAGAAAGAAAAGAGAGGUUGUGGGCGGUGGGACACAAAAUUGCCUGUUUCCACAUUUCUUUACUACAGGUGACCCCUCCUCCCCGUGGUUACCCCAUAGGCCGAGGAUUGCACUCUCAUUGGCUGUAACUCCAACAGCUCCAGAUUUUGAGCCUGCUAGAUAUCUGGGAUGUGGCGGCGGGGCACCAGCAGGCCUCUCGCCUCGCGUUUCUGAAUCACACAGCUGCUGAAUCAUCGUGCGUAAAUGUAACUGGAGGUUGUGUAAUAACCACAGCUGCUGAAACUAAAAGCCAAUCAUAAAACGGUUCUACUCCAUAACAGUAUAUGUUUAUAAUGCCUUCUAAUGGGGAGGUGGACAUCACAUGAAACCAGCUUAGAGAAACUUCACCUACUUAUUUACCCAGUAAUUAUUCUUUUUACUGUGUUGUAAAAUAGGACUACAAUUCCCGAAACUCACCCUUAAGUCCUUACUCUUAUUUAAGUGCUUUCAUGUUUUAAGUAAUGCAGAUAUUACACCCUGCACCGCAGUUAUGGCCUUAUUCGUCUCACUCUGAGUUGAUACUGUGAGUGUAAAUGAAAAUUAUUGUUAUUUUAAACAUGAAUGUUGAGUUUAUUAUUUCAU
Etheostoma cragini (Arkansas darter) is the source of this 2519-nucleotide messenger RNA. It is a transcript of the gene nt5c2a, whose product is annotated as 5'-nucleotidase, cytosolic IIa. The record is from RefSeq and is a predicted model, not a curated record. The transcript is spliced from 21 exons. The coding region runs from base 14 to 1759 and encodes 581 amino acids. NCBI's taxonomy places the organism in Eukaryota, Metazoa, Chordata, Actinopteri, Perciformes, Percidae. Gene Ontology annotation, molecular function: 5'-nucleotidase activity.